AUUUUAUGAAGUGUUUAAUUAGAUAAAUAAGUUUAGGAGUUAUGUUUAGGGUGUGGACGACUUAUAUUUCAGUCGUCUGUUGAAUAAUUUACACGGACGACGUAUAUUUCAGUCGUCCACAUCGUACCGAACCUUUAAUUUUACCAAUGUACGUUUUAACCUAACCGGAUCAUUUACCGGAUAUAUAAAAGCUAUUUUUUCACUAUUUCACAACUUUACGAAACCCUAGCGCCGUUUCUCUCCAACGGCGAUUUCGAAGGCGAUAAGACGAAAACCCUACCGUGGUCGUGUUCCGCCGUUAUCUUCGCCGGUAAUCUCUCCGAUUACGACGAAUCUCGUUUCUCCUUCAUGCCGUAGAGUAUUUUCGUAGUUUAAACUGACCGUCCGCUUCUUUUUUUCAGAUCUGAAAUCUCGUUUGCCAAACUCCGCCGCUGGUAUGUUAUUUCUCAUGUAUUAAGGCGUUUAGCCGCCAGAAAAAACCCUAAAUAUUUUAGUAUUGAUUCUUCUUUUCCCUUCGAUUUGCAGAUCUGUAACGGCUUGGGGCCACAUCUUCUCCGACCAUAUCUUCUCGGACAAUAUAUUCUCCAACUGUAAGUCAUUCGUCUUUUGUUUAAAAGAUUUUGAGAUUGUUGUAGUCUUUUGCUGAAAGAUUACUCAGGCGACUUCCAGGAAGUGAGAAGACUACUCAGACGACUUCCAGGAAGUGAGAAGACUACUUGGACGACUUCCUGGAAGUCGUCCAAGUAGUCUUCUCACUUCCUGGAAGUCGUCUGAGUAGUCUUCUCACUUCCUGGAAGUCGUCUGCAAGUCUUCUAUAGCAUUUAGCAUAGUGCGCAACCUAUGUGUUUGAGAUGGUUGUUUGAGAUGGUUGUUUGUGAUUAUUUGCAGGCCUUAAAAUGGAUUUACCAGAAUUCCUGCCGAGGAUGUUUACAUUAGGAGAAGAGCCUGAUGCAAUCAGGAGCAUUUCGUAUCAUUCUGAUGACACGAAGUUGUUUAAAGCUCUAUGUGAUUGUCUCACAGCUGACGAAUAUGAGGAUCUGAAGGCGUCGAAGUUAGGAGUGUUCAUCAAAUUCAAGGAGCUUGACUUUGGUUGGACUUCAAGGCUGGUACAUUUUAUGCUCUCUUUCCAGCUAGACAUCAAGAAGAAGUUUGAGCUCUGGAGUCUUGUCGUUUCACAACCUGUGAGGUUUUCACUGAUAGAGUUUGAACACCUCACUGGGCUGAACUGCGAUUACAUCAAGGACCUGGAAAAUCCAAGGUGUGAGGUUACGACGGAGAUGGCUACUUUCUGGGAGAAGAUGCGUGUUGAUAUCGAUACUGGGCCAAGUAUUGAACAGAUAACAGAAGCAUUUUACAACUGCGACGAGUGGUCUCGGGAUGAUCGCAUGCGGCUGAGAUACCUUGCCAUCUACGCAGGGUACAUCGAAGGGAAAAAGUUCUCAUCCGCUACAUCAGCUAGUCUUGCAAGGCUAGUGAUGGAUUUAGAAAAAUUUGAGAAUUAUCCAUGGGGGAGAGUGGCGUUUAAGGUGCUGAUGGAUUCUCUGAAGGCAAAAGACUUGACGCAAACUGGUUACACUGUUGAUGGGUUCAUACAAGUGCUCCAAGUGUGGGCGUACUAUGCUCUGCCAGAAUUGAGUGCUAAUUAUGGGUCUCCCAUACCAAACAGACCGUCUCCACUGUUGCUGGCUUACAAGGGUGGCAAAAGACAACGCAAUUUUUUUAAGGCUGCUAUCAAUAAACAGACUAUCGUGAAGAACUUCGUUCAGAAGGCUUUUGAUGAAAUGUUUCCAAAAUGGGACGGAGACGUAGAUGACCCUGCCGCGGAUAACAUAAUUAAAGUCAUGUUUAAUGAUCCUGGAUGGGAGUGGACCAUGGAAUGCUGGCCAGUCACCGGUACUCGCAAGGUUGUGAAGAUGGAAGUGAGUCCAGUGAAGAAUGAAGUGAGUCCCGUGAAGUCAGAGAGUGUUGUGAAGGAAGAAAGUAGCAAACCUCGGAAGAAAGCUCGUAAAAGGUCUUCUGUUUCUGCUGAGACACCUGCGGCGGGUAGUGAAGGGAUGACGCAUCAGCAGAUUGAAAAGUCCUUGAAGGACAUAUCUGAUGCCAUUAAUCUUGGCUUUGGGACGUGCUUUAAGGAGCUCAAGUUACUGGCGGAUAGGAUGGUAGCUGUGGAGAAGAAGGUGGGAAUCACCAACAUAGGGGGUUCAUCUGAUGAUCGUCAACUUACAACCACUUCAAAUCCACCAAAACCUGUUGAAGAACCCAGGGUUAGUACCAAAACCUCUCCCAAAAUUGCAGAGAAGAGAGUCACUAGGCAAAGUGUUAGGAAGAGUCAGGACUGAUGUGCUUUGUUUCUUGUGUGCUUUGAUGAACAUGUGUGCUUUGUUUUUAGUGCGCUUUGAUGAACAUGAACCACUGUAUGCCUUGAUUCUGAACAUGUAUGCUUUGUUUAUAGUGUGAAUUUGAUCUUUGCUGUAAGGGCUUUUGUUAAUAGUUUUUAAACACACUGUGAACUCGAAAUUGCAGAGUGAAAGUGUGAAUGGGGCGAAAGCAGGACAGAAGGAAGCCAAAGAACCGAGUCUUACUACAGAACCGAGUUCCUCGAGAGAGCUCUGUCUUGUGAGUCCUGCAGACAACUUACCGAGUGAUGAUCCUAGCCUUCUUAUAUUGGACAAACAAGUUUCCACCGCUUCAGAUUUACUCGUUGAAGAAGCUAUAAGGCAGACAAAGAAGGAGACUACUUUGGUGAAUCUCCGUAAAAAAAGUGUGCGAGAAAGGAAGCUUGCUCCCACACAGCAAACUCCUUUUAAGGGAAACAGCACUGCCAAACAGAUCAUUCCAAACAAACAGGUUGGCGGAGGCUAUGAUCCUUUUGCACCCUAUGACAAGAUGAAGUCGAAGGAGCUCACUGCAUGGGUGCAAAAAGAUCCGUAAGUUGCUGUUAAAAAUAUGCUUAUUUAUAUUUGAUUAAAAAAAGCUUCCAUUUGAUUAUUUACAUUUUGUGUUUGCAGUUCUCAUAAACUGCCUCUGAAAAAAAAAACCACGUAGAUGUCCAAGUCGAUUUUAUCAGGUCUUCCGAACCCCCUUAGAAUGGCUGACCGACCAUGUAAGUCUUCUGCUAUUUUCUUACUCUUAUAUAAGUCGUCUGUGAGUCGUCUGUGAGUCGUCUGUGAGUCGUCUAUAAGUCGUCUGGUAGUUAUCUUACGUAAGUCGUCUGUAACUCGUCUCUAAGUCUUCUCUAAGUCGUCUCUAAGUCGUCUGUAAGUCGUCUGGUAGUUAUCUUACGUAAGUCGUCUGUAACUCGUCUCUAAGUCUUCUCUAAGUCGUCUCUAAGUCGUCUGUAAGUCGUCUGGUAGUUAUCUUACGUAAGUCGUCUCUAAGUCUUCUCUAAGUCUUCUCUAAGUCGUCUCUAAGUCGUCUCUAAGUCGUAUGUAAGUCGUCUGUAAGUCGUCUGGUAGUUAUCUUACGUAAGUCAUCUCUAAGUCGUCUCUAAGUCGUCUGUAAGUCGUUUGUAAGUCGUCUGGUAGUUUUUUGACUUGUAUUGUUUUAUAUGCAGCAAAUGGAUGCUUUUAUUAAUCUACUGAGGCAACAGUACCAAAACCAUCCAGAACAUUUCAGGAGCGUCAGAAUGUGCUUUCUUGAUCAUGUAUUUUCUCGGCAGUGGAGGGCCUCCUACCCUGAUUUUAAGAGCG
This is a messenger RNA of Brassica rapa (field mustard), 3689 nucleotides long. RefSeq lists its product as uncharacterized. The record is from RefSeq and is a predicted model, not a curated record. Lineage: Eukaryota; Viridiplantae; Streptophyta; Magnoliopsida; Brassicales; Brassicaceae.